ACUAAAGGUGCCUUAGAGGAGGAACAGGAGAGAGAAGCCGAGCAGUUCUCUGAGAAAAACAAACAUCAGCUCAAACUCCGGGAGUUAUUUCUGUCGCGUCAGGUCGAGACACUGCCGGCCACUCAUAUUCGGGGCAAAUGUAGCGUCACUUUACUCAAUGAGACGGAAUCCCUGGCCUCUUAUCUCAACAAAGAGGACGCCUUCUUCUAUACGUUGGUCUACGAUCCGCACCAAAAGACUCUGUUAGCCGAUAGGGGAGAGAUUCGGGUCGGACAGAGAUAUCAGGCAGAAGUGCCGCACAACACACUCGCGUCCGGAGAGUCCGACAAUCGGAUUGUCGAAGAACUCGAAUCCUUAGUCUAUACACCAGAACAUAGUCUCAGUGAUAAACAAAUCGAUCAAUACUUGAUUAUCUCAAGAUCUGUGGGAACGUUUGCCAGAGCUCUGGACUGUUCCAGUUCAAUCAAGCAGCCGAGUCUGCAUAUGAGCGCCGCCGCCGCUUCACGAGAUAUAACGCUUUUGCACGCAAUGAAUGUCCUCCAUCAGCAUAAUUAUGAUAUCGGGAAAGCCGUCUGCAGUCUAGUCCCCAACAACGGCCCCGUUCUAUGUCGAGAUGAGAUGGAGGAGUGGUCCGCAUCUGAAGCUAAUCUCUUUGAAGAGGCGCUGGAAAAGUAUGGCAAAGACUUCAAUGAUAUUCGUCAAGACUUUCUUCCGUGGAAAAGCCUUAAGAAUUUAGUGGAAUAUUAUUAUAUGUGGAAAACAACCGAUAGAUAUGUUCAGCAAAAACGGGUGAAAGCAGUUGAAGCCGAAAGUAAACUAAAACAGGUUUACAUUCCUAAUUAUAAUAACAAACCGAAUGCAGUGAACGGAGGCAUGAAUUUGUCAAAUGAUGCGAAUGGAGCCAAUGGUCGCUCCUGUGAGAGCUGUUACAAACAAACGUCUUCUCAGUGGUACGCAUGGGGUCCGCCACACCUCCAGUGCCGACUCUGUCAAAGUUGUUACACUUAUUGGAAAAAGUUUGGAGGACUUAAGUAUUCUUCUCGAAUCGAUAUCGACAAAAUUAAUUCGACUGCAAGAGCACCGACUGAUUCACAGAACUCUCAAUACCCCUGUCGUGAAUGCAAUAAAGUAUUUAAUAGACAAGAGCGGUUGGCGUCUCAUAUGCUGUCCCAUCGACCCCAUCGCUGCACAAUCACUAAUUGUGGAAAAGAAUUCAAAUUCAAAGCACAUUUAGCCCGACAUUGCGCUACUUCUCAUGGGUUAGCCAUGAGAUCUGGAAGUCCGCGACCAAUCAUGAAGACGAGGGCCGCCUUCUACUUGUGCUCCACUUUGGCCGCACGAGUGGCCCGUCGUCUUUGCUCAAAGGUCUUGAGGCCACGACAUGCGACACGCAAUCCAUUUCUGCCCAUAAAUAUCAAUGCCAUUCGCUUGGAAUGUCAGACAAAGUUUGCGAAUGGCAUCCCUCCCAUGCCUAAGACAAAGCCCAUCGAAAGGGGAAAAGUUACGGCUAUUUCUCACAAAUUGGGAACUCCACAAAUGCCUUGUCCUGAGUGGCUGAUUGCAACUCCAAAGGAUCAGUUGCCACAACCGGAGAGACUGGCGUUUCAACCGCCGCCCAGAGGAGAAGACGGUCAGCUGAUGUUACCGCGAAUCGUAGCGCCGCCGUCUACUACACCACCAGAACCACAGGAAUCUAUUAAGACUCAGUGGGGGAUCAAUAACUUGUCGCCCAUUAUGUUAAGAAAGCGGACAUUUGAACAAAACGGGUCUCCGGUGCCGCUCAAGAGACGUCAAUUAGCGCCGCCCAGUAUUCUUGGAAAAGCUGUUCCAGAUUUUUAUGGGAUGACAAACAGGAAUACCAUAAUCACUCCAUUGAACGGUAGGGCGAAAGUGGCGACCAUUACCAGAGUUGGUGGACGAAAGCAAAUGAUAAGUUGGGUCGACGCGCCCGAUGAUGUCUACUUUGUGGCCACUGACUCGACCCGGUAUUAUCACUACUGGAUAUUAAACUUCGUCGACAACUAAAUCCGGGAGAGUUGAGACGCGCAGCUCGUAGGCCAUGGAGGAGAUGUGGGAAAGCCUUAAAUUUGAACUCAAAUAAUACGACCACUACUACUAAUAACAAUAAUAACUCCAAUUCAUUGAACCUCUCAAACAAUGUGCAACAAUUGUUUGCAAAUCCAGUCAGUAUUGCGUGAAUACCGGCAAAUGUUUAGAUCAGCGAUUGGGACAAACGGAUCGGCAGUCUUCAUACUUAUAUUCAUAGUUCUCUCAGACAAGUGACCAAAUGUUUGCGCUUUCUAUCAAUCAAUUGGUACUUAAAUUGUGAAACAUUUACCGCAACUCUCUAUUAAAACAAAGACUACAAAACGGAUCGUUGUUUUAAUAAAGCACUGGUUUUGGACGUCCGCGCCUUCUCUUAAGUGUUAUUACUCUGAACUCCAAUUCAUUCAAUAAUCAAGAAAUGGACAGACAUUCUGUUGAAGUGUUUGAUUUGAACUACAAAAACGUCGAUUGACUGGCUUUUAAGAGAACCAAAAGAUGUCUCAUAAGAAUGUUAUUUCAUUUUCAUCACCACUUUAUAUCCUCUUUCACACAAACAUUUCAUGCAUUCGUUCAUUCAUUUCAUUCAUAUUGUGAUCAUUAAUAACAAAGUUUUUUGAAUAACAAAUUAAAACUAUUUAAGACAAAGUUUUUUGUAUCACUCCGUUGUAGACAAAAAUGUGAGAAAACGAGUGAUUCAAAUGAUGUUAAAAAAUUGCUUCAUUUUAUACCCAAUAUUAAUAUAUUUGUAAAAAUAAUUUUGACAAUUGAACAGAACUGUAAGAUAUGAACAAAUGUCUGAAAAUUUUAUUAUUUUUACACCAGUUAUGGAUUAGACGAUAAUGUAAUGCGAUAUCUAUUGAUGGCAUGAAUUCGGCUGAAGUUUGUUUCGGUGCUAAACCUGUUGACAGCCGAUGACGUGCCAGAGAUUACUGCAACAAACGCCACCAUUUGUAUAUUUAGAUCAUAUUAUAUACAAUUUAUUUAUAAUAUCCGUUGCUUUGGGUUUUCAAAUGCAAACAAACAAAAAAAGCUUUUUAUAAUCUAUUAAAAUCAUAAAAGUAAUUGAAAUACAAAUUUUAAUAGUUUUGAGUUUUUAUGAAUUAAACAUUUUCAAAUUUCACUUUUUAUCAAAUUUGUAAAUAAAUGUCAAACAAAUCAAAGAUUCAAAACGACGAGCCGAUAGACACGAAAAUAUUUUUAAUUAAAUUUAAAUCUCAAAUCUUUCUGUACACACUUUCGGUCU
This is a messenger RNA of Oppiella nova, 3289 nucleotides long. The record is from the annotation of a GenBank genome assembly. Lineage: Eukaryota; Metazoa; Arthropoda; Arachnida; Sarcoptiformes; Oppiidae.